This is a messenger RNA of Talaromyces amestolkiae, 975 nucleotides long. RefSeq lists its product as uncharacterized. The transcript has a single exon. The record is from RefSeq and is a predicted model, not a curated record. Bases 1 to 975 code for a protein of 324 amino acids. NCBI's taxonomy places the organism in Eukaryota, Fungi, Ascomycota, Eurotiomycetes, Eurotiales, Trichocomaceae.
AUGUCAGACCUAAUCGUCCUCCCUCGUCCUGGGACAACAAAAUCCAACGAUAAUCCAAAACCAAUCCAAGCACCAUCCGAAGUAGCCUUUAUCGAAACAUUCGGCCAGUUACUACCACCAGCCUCAUACUUCCAAACCCCAAUCGGCAGAGUAGCCUAUUAUUCACUGCCGCCUUCGUCAACCCCAACCAACUCGAAGGUUGAACGUGUCGUGCUGGUCCAUGGCGUCCAAACUCCCGCCCUGGGACUACACCCCUUAGCAACCGCACUUAAAUCCAGGUUUCCGAGCGCACACAUCGUGCUCAUCGAUCUCUGGGGCCAUGGCCUAACCGACACCCCAUUCGUGCCACAUGAGCCGUCUCUAUUCCACUCCCUACUUGACUCACUCCUGGUGCAUCUAAACUGGCCCAAUGCGCAUUUCGUAGGUUACUCGUUUGGUGGCGCAACAGUUGCGCCCUUUGCGAGCGCGUAUCCGCACCGCGUCGAGUCGUUUGCUCUUGUUGCGCCUGCAGGAUUGAUCAGGGCGGCGAGUUUCGGUGAGCUUGGGAACAGCUACCUUCGUGGUGGAGAUGGUGUCUCAGAAGAGAAAGUGCAGGAAUGGGUUCUUGAGACCCUUGAAGGGGGCCCAUUAACCGUGCCGGCGGACUGGAAGGAAAAAGUCUCGCGAGGGGAAGUUGUCGCUGAAGCUAUUAAGGACUGGGAAAUUAGGCAUCACGAGGGUCAUAUGGCGAGUGUGGUAGGUAUUUUUAGGGAUGGGGGUGUGCUGGAUCGACAGAAUGAGUUUGUGAAAGCGGCGAGGUCGGGGGUCAGGAAUGUGAGUGUUGUGGGUGAAUACGAUGAUUGGAGUACGGAGAAGGAUUUGAGGGAGGUGGGAUUUGAGGAUGUGGUUGUUGUGUUGGGAGUCGGACAUGGCGUUGUGAGGGAGCGGGUGCCUGAGGUUGCGGAUGUUAUUGAGAGGUUUUGGAGGGGGCUCUGA